GUUAUGAGUCUUUAAUCGAAAUUAAAUUCGUUUGCCGCUCGUUUUGAAAUGCAUGUAAUUGUGCUGCUAAAUAUAAUUUGUGCAUCUUUUUGCUUCGAAAAUUACCGCUUACCGAGUUCCAUAAAACCUCAUCACUACAAUCUGCGUUUAUUAACCCAUCUGAAUGACUACACUCGGCUAUUCUUCACCGGCGAUGUUGAAAUUCAUCUGCACAUUUUGCAAGCCACCAAUAACAUAACGUUGCAUGUCGGUUCCCGACUAAAUAUCGACACUACUGGCAUAUGGAUGCAGUCCGUGGCCAGCAAGUGCCACAAGGACAUUGCUAUUAAAGGUGUGGAGCGUGACUCCAAAUUUGAUUUCUAUAUAUUGCAUCUAAACACUCAACUGUGGCCUUCACAACGUUAUGUGCUUCGACUGCCAUUUUGGGCCAGACUCUGCCAAACGUUAUCGGGUUACUAUGCCAGUAGCUACCAAAAUGAAUGUGGCCAAACACGAUUCAUUUCGAUAACGCAGUUCGAGCCGACGGACGCACGAACCGCAUUUCCCUGCUUCGAUGAGCCCAAUCUCAAGGCCACCUUCAACAUUACACUGGGCCACCACAAGCAUUACAAUGCUCUUAGCAAUAUGCCGCUAGCUGAGAAGAUUCCCAUGUGUGAACGCAGGAACUGGGUAUGGAGCAUAUUCCGGCAGACUGAGAUAAUGUCCACGUAUCUGGUUGCUUUCAGCAUCAACGACUUCGCAGGCUACGCCUCGUACAAUGACCCAUAUGAGCGCCAAGUCAAGUUCAUCACCUGGGCGCAAUCAUCGGCCAUUGAGCAGUGCAAAUAUGCUGCCGAGAUUGGACCACGCUUAAUGGCCUACUAUGAGCAGCUGUUUGGCAUAAGUUACCCGUUGCCCAAAAUGGAUCAACUGGCUGUGCCAGAUUUUAGUGCCGGAGCAAUGGAGAAUUGGGGUCUAAUUACCUAUCGAGAAGCAUCGUUGCUCUACGCAGAGGAGGCUUCAUCUCUGCUGGAUAAGCAGCGGGUUACCAAUAUUAUAGCACACGAGCUGGCACAUCAAUGGUUUGGUAAUCUGGUCACAAUGGAAUGGUGGAAUGAUCUCUGGCUGAACGAAGGCUUUGCCACAUAUGUGGCCACCUUGGGGAUGAACGCGUUGUGCAGCAAUUGGCAUGCCUAUGAGGAGGAAUCAGUAGAAAACGUGCUUGCCAUCCUCUACACAGAUUCCUUCUGCAACACCCGACCCAUUCAUCAGCCAUCUGUGAGACGUGGCAGUCAAAUUGCCGAGCUCUUUGAUGUCAUUACCUAUCGCAAGGGAGCGGUUAUUAUUCGAAUGAUGCACUUUUUCAUAGGGGACAAGGCUUUUAAACGUGGCCUAAAUUCUUAUCUACAGAAGCACUCAUUUAUUAAUGCCAAGCAGCAAGAUUUGUGGCUGCAGUUGACGGAGGCGGCGCAUCUGUUGAAAACUAUGCCACAUGACUUAGAUGUGCAAAUCGUCAUGGACACUUGGACAUUCCAACCGGGCAUUCCAUUGAUUAGUGUGCAACGUCACUACUUCACAAAGUCGGCAACAAUUACCCAGAGCCGAUAUCGAAUGUAUGAUGAAGUCGAGCCUCCUAAGAUGAACGAGAGUCCAUUGCAGUCGGAGCCCUGUUGGUUUGUGCCAAUUAGCUACACGACAGAUUCCCAAUCCAACUUUGUGUCUACCGAGCCAAGAGCCUGGCUACGUUGUCAGGGAGGCGAAGUGUUGCCGCUUGAGCUGCUGGACUUGCCCUAUGCGCAGGAAUGGCUGAUCUUAAACGUGCAGCUGGCAACUCCAUAUCGCAUUAACUAUGAUACUGGCAACUGGGAAUUGAUCAUCAAAGGUCUGCAAAGCGGUGUGUUUAAGCGCAUUCAUGUCAUGAAUCGGGCACAAUUGUUGGACGAUUCCUUGUCGCUGGCUUGGAGUGGUCAUCUCAGUUAUGCGUUAGCUCUGAAGCUGUUGGGAUACUUGAAGCAUGAGCAUGAAUUCAUUCCCUGGCGGGCUGCAUUGAAUCAGCUAUCUGCCAUCGAACGAAUCAUGCGACAAACAUCUGAAUUUGAAGAGUUUCAGCACUUUAUGAACCAUCUGCUCGAUCCCAUCUACAACUACUUGGGGGGCAUACACGAGGAUGCAGACAAUCGUCAUCACGUGGCCCACAAAACACUAAUCAAUCGUUGGGCUUGCCGCCUGAACCAGGCAGAUUGUGUAAAGGGAGCGUUGAAAUAUUAUCAUCGCUGGUUCAUCCUUAACAAUCCGGAUGAAUCGAAUCCAGUUCCCCAAAAUCUACGUACAGUGAUUUACUGUACGGCAGUUCAACAUGGCGAUGCGGAUGAUUGGAAUUUCUUUUGGCGACGUUACACGAACAGCUCAGUAGCCAGUGAGAAACGACUUAUACUUCUCUCAUUGAGCUGCAGUCGUAAAGUUGAUCAAAUUGAGCACUAUCUGAAAGUAAUAUUUAGAGAAAAGUCUCUCAUACGAAAGCAAGAUGUAUCUCAAAUUUUUGAAGCGAUUGUACGCAAUGAUAUUGGUUUUCAUAUAGCCAAAGACUUUGUCAUGCAUAAGUUUGAGAAACUGAAACAGUUCUAUGAGUCAAACCGACGAGAACUAGCUGCGCUACUCGUCAAAAUUGCCCAAAAUAUCAAUUGUCAGCGGGACUAUCAGCAAAUGAGAACAUUCAUUGAGACACAAAAGCAGCUGCUGGAGUCUUCAAUGCUUAUCUUGCGACGAGCGCUUGAGCAAGCUCAGUUGAAUCUUCGGUGGCGGCAAAAGCGAAUCUCGGAAUUCAGCAGCAAUCUGUAUAUGCACUGCUAUGACUAA
This is a messenger RNA of Drosophila nasuta, 2835 nucleotides long. RefSeq names its product aminopeptidase N-like. The record is from RefSeq and is a predicted model, not a curated record. Gene Ontology annotation, cellular component: membrane; cytoplasm. Gene Ontology annotation, molecular function: peptide binding; metalloaminopeptidase activity; zinc ion binding. The transcript is spliced from 5 exons. Gene Ontology annotation, biological process: peptide catabolic process; proteolysis. The coding region runs from base 49 to 2835 and encodes 928 amino acids. NCBI's taxonomy places the organism in Eukaryota, Metazoa, Arthropoda, Insecta, Diptera, Drosophilidae.